UAUGAAAAUGGAUCAUCAAAAUGAAGAUAAAAAACCAUCCUUUUUUCUUCAACUGUUAGCCAAAUUUCAUGCUGGUUAUUUCAGAAUUAGCAUGUCCCUUUGUGGGCAAGCUUUGUUAUGGAAAAUCCUCAAACAACCAAUUCAAAAUGAAAAUUCUUUAAGGAGAAUCCUUCGUUUGUUACCCAAUACAGCUUUCUUGCUGUUAUGGUCAUUGACUCUGUUCAUUUCAGCUUCCCUUUCUUUGAUUUACAUUUUAAGAUGUUUCUUCCAUUUCAAAUUGGUUAAAUCGGAGUUUUUACAUAGAGUGGGUGUAAAUUAUCUGUUUGCACCGUGGCUUUCUUGGCUUCUUUUACUUCAAUCUUCACCAUUUAAAUCUCUAAUUCCCAACCAAAUUCUCAUGUGGGUUUUCAUCAUUCCAAUUGUUGUAUUGGAUGUCAAAAUCUAUGGCCAAUGGUUCACAAAAGGGAAAAGAUUUCUAUCAACUGUAGCUAAUCCCAGUAGCCAACUUUCUGUGAUCGGAAACUUGGCUGGAGCUCGAGCGGCGGCGGUGAUCGGGUGGAGAGAAAGUGCACUCUGUUUAUUUUCUCUUGGAAUGGCACAUUAUUUGGUACUUUUUGUGACACUUUAUCAAAGAUUAUCAGGAAGUAAUACUCUUCCAGCCAUUUUGAGGCCAGUGUUCUUCUUGUUCUUUGCAGCUCCAAGUAUGGCAAGCUUAGCUUGGAGUUCCAUUAAUGGAGGAUUUGACACAUUUUCAAAAAUGUUGUUUUUUCUGUCUGUUUUUCUAUUUGUGUCACUUGUUUCAAGGCCAGGGCUUUUCAGAAAAUCUAUGAGGAAGUUCAGUAUCGCAUGGUGGGCUUAUUCUUUUCCUCUAUCGGUUCUUGCUUUGGCUUGCAAUGAAUAUGCGAAAGAAGUUGAAGCUACAGCUGCUCAUGUUUUUGCUCUGCUUUUGGCUCUUAUCUCUGUUUUGGUCUCUCUGUUUUUGAUGAUUGUUACCGUUUUGAGGAGUCAUUUGUUGGUUCCCCAGACUCCGACCGAGAUCAGUUCCGACAGUAGUAGUGCCGAGCCAUGAAAAAUUUCAACCUUUAACCUCUUCAUCAAAAAUAAAUGUAUCAUAUAAUUGUUAUUCGUUGAUAUGUUCGUUGAUGUAUACUCACUUAAAUUUAGUGUAUAUUGACAUAAUACAAAGUAAUACUUACUUUCAUUGGUCCAA
This is a messenger RNA of Cucumis melo (muskmelon), 1210 nucleotides long. Its product is annotated as S-type anion channel SLAH1-like. Lineage: Eukaryota; Viridiplantae; Streptophyta; Magnoliopsida; Cucurbitales; Cucurbitaceae. Gene Ontology annotation, cellular component: membrane. The transcript has a single exon. Gene Ontology annotation, molecular function: voltage-gated monoatomic anion channel activity. The record is from RefSeq and is a predicted model, not a curated record. Gene Ontology annotation, biological process: transmembrane transport; intracellular monoatomic ion homeostasis. The coding region runs from base 2 to 1069 and encodes 355 amino acids.